Messenger RNA from Penicillium brevicompactum, 1170 nucleotides. RefSeq names its product cysteine hydrolase family protein. Bases 1 to 1170 code for a protein of 389 amino acids. The record is from RefSeq and is a predicted model, not a curated record. The transcript has 4 exons. NCBI's taxonomy places the organism in Eukaryota, Fungi, Ascomycota, Eurotiomycetes, Eurotiales, Aspergillaceae.
AUGGCAGACUCCACAGACCUCAACCUGGAUGAUGCGCCCAGUGACCUUCAAGACAUUCCGGAGCUGGCCAUGCAAUUAGUACCCCCGCCUGAAGGUACAUAUCCUGAUAAGGCAACUCUUCUCGCUGCAGUCCAAGACCAUGGAAAGGAACAUGGCUACAACGUGGUUGUCAAAUCAUCAAGCACCCCUACCGAGAAGAAACCCGGCCGUACUGCCAAAGUAUGGCUGCGCUGUGAUCGCGGCGGACACUAUCGGCCACGCAACGGCUUGACCGAGGAGACGCGCAAGCGUCGCAGAACUUCACGCUUGAUGGACUGCCCUUUCAUGCUUGUCGCGGCCGGCUCUCCGGGUAUCUGGAGCCUGACCGUGUUGAAUGCCACGCAUAACCAUGGCCCCAUCAUUGAGAAGCCACGCCAAGUUCCUCACCACAAGGUGCGCAAGGGUCAACUACCAGCCAUCCCAUAUGAUUGGCCGCAUGAUGCAUCUUUUACUCCAUACACUACUGCACUUGUCAUCAUCGAUAUGCAAAAAGACUUUUGUUUGCCAGAAGGGUAUAUGGGAUAUCAGGGUUAUGACAUCUCUGCCGCACAGGCUUUGAUUCCACGCCUUCAAAGACUACUUCAUGCGUUCCGCUCCGGUGGUUUUCCGGUGUACCACACACGUGAGGGUCACCGCGCCGACUUGUCCACUCUUUCCAGUCGCGAAGCUUAUCGGUCUCGCAACAAUGCAUCGGGCUUAGGUAUCGGUUCUCCUGGGCCCAUGGGUCGUCUACUCAUCCGUGGUGAACUUGGCCAUGACACCAUUGAUGAACUUUACCCUCUUGUUGGUGAGCCAGUAAUUGACAAACCCGGACGUGGUGCAUUUGCGCACACUGAUUUCGAACUGCUGUUGCGCAACAAAGGAGUCAAAAACCUGGUUAUUGCAGGUGUGACUACCGACGUGUGUGUCUCGACUACCAUGCGCGAGGCCAACGACCGAGGCUUUGACUGUGUUGUAUUGGAAGACGGAACUGCGGCGGCCGAGCCAUCCCUGCAUCUAGGUACAAUUGAAUCUGUCAAGAUGGAAGGUGGAAUAUUUGGAACCGUCGCCAAGUUGGAAGAUGUCAUUCAUGCCGUCGAUAACUUCAAAGCUGUCACUAUGAAGAAACUGGCUCCUCACAUGACGGCCUAA